This is a messenger RNA of Fusarium verticillioides 7600, 1420 nucleotides long. RefSeq lists its product as hypothetical. The record is from RefSeq and is a predicted model, not a curated record. Lineage: Eukaryota; Fungi; Ascomycota; Sordariomycetes; Hypocreales; Nectriaceae. The transcript has 2 exons. The coding region runs from base 536 to 1255 and encodes 239 amino acids.
CAAACAACCAUGACGACCCUAUCUUCCACCCAUCUUUGCUCUUUUCCUGAGGAGACCAUCGACAGAAUAUGCCAGCAGCUCUGUCCCUGCUGCAGCGAAGACCCUUUUCCUCGAUACUUCCUUCGCUCCAAAUGGCCGAACCCGGCUCGUGACAGAAAUUGCCUGUUGGCCUUAUCUCUGACAUGCCAGAAACUUAGGCGUAUCUCCCAACCGCACUUGUAUCAUCGACCGAUGGGACACGACUUCCUUGGUUUCAUCAACACCAUCGAUGGAACCCCAGCUCUUGGUAAACUUGUCAAGGAACUCUAUGUGAACGCCGACGUAAUGGAGUCUUUGCGUGUUCGGUAUCUCGACCAAUUCCUUCAUAGAACAGAAUAUUCCAGAGCAAGGCGGCAGUUACUCCUCGAGGCCUCGGAUUCCUUCAUGCCCGUUCUUCUCUCUUUAACACCAAUGCUCACCAAGCUUGAGGUGUAUUUCGAGUGUGACCAGCAAUUCUCGUCGACCCCGGGCGCUUAACUCCAGCUACCUUGAAGGCAUGGACGGCGUGGCUGGCCUACUGCGCGCAGCACCUCUACUGGAAAGAAUGCAACUAUCCGAAUUCGGCACUCCAAGGGCAGGUUUUUAUCACGGCAAUGUCAACGAAAUUACAUUGAGAUCAUCCUUACUUCCCAUCGAUGAGAUGAAGACCAUCAUGCGUAGAUUCCCAAAACUACAAACUUUUCGGAUCAGUACACCAGCUUUUUGGCGGAACAUAGGUCGGAGAUUAGGUCCAGCGUACAAGGUUGAGGAUGUCCUGAUGCUGAGAAGCGAUACGCUCAAACACGUCGCACUCGAGCUUCCUGAGCAUGGCAUCGAUGGUGAACUAGUAAUCCAAGAUCUCUCAGGCAUGAAAGUCCUUGAGACACUGUACAUCGACAGCGGCAUGCUGCAUCGCCGAUGGAAGCAGGGCCGUCAGCCUGCACCAAGGAUUUGCCACAUGCUCCCAAAAUCUAUCAAGGAGUUCGGUCUCAUGGGGAGCGCAUAUCCGCUGGUUCAUGAAGAGGUUGUGGAGUCAAUCAACAUUUCAGCCCAGGCAUUUCCUCACCUGAAAAAGGUGUUUGUUGGGCAGUUUCAGGAACAAUGGCCAGAUGACGGGGUUGAAUGGGAAAGCAGGUAUGCCUCGGCUUGUGAAGCUCACAACAUUGAACUUUCAUUGUGGCUGCCUCCAAGCUUACAGGAUCUCAUGUCCAAGUGGACGAAUUGGAAUCCAAUUUGAGGAGGUGCUGGGCAACACUGGUUUAUUUCCGAGGAUUGAGGUUUACAACUGUAUUCGAAACUCGUUCGACUGGUAUCGUUUGAACAGAAGAUACUCUAUACCAAGAGAUUGUCCAUGACCUUGCAGAACUUAGAAUUAGACAACAAAUUAAGCAUGUAAUUCACU